AUGGGUGAGGACAUGCCCAUUGGGCUUGGGGGGAACUUCGAGUAUCGAGGCACCAGACGAGGAAUGAAAAGUGAGGAGGUGGAGGGUACUGAUGAAAGUGGUGAGGGUAGUGACCAAGUAGAGCAUGUAGGCACGUCGAUAGCCGUACCACGAUCGAAACGAGGGGCAAAAUCGAGCAGUGAACCAGAAAUGGAGAAGGGGUGGUCAGCUAAUGGACAUCCGAGCAAUAUGACGCAGCAAAAGUUGGAAUAG
Molecule: messenger RNA, 252 nt
Organism: Prunus armeniaca (apricot)
Lineage: Eukaryota; Viridiplantae; Streptophyta; Magnoliopsida; Rosales; Rosaceae
Source: the annotation of a GenBank genome assembly